UGAUGUCUAUAACGACGCCAACCGUCGACCGUCGUCGUAGCUCCUGGCACAUGCGACGUACUGCCUGUCUCGUUCGUCUGUCCUUCGACUCUCAUACCGGCAGCGCUGCCGUAUUUUGUCUACAGUCGACUAGUGCACCCGUAUUCGACCGCUGCUCUCCGAAGGAACCGGUAACGAGACAGAAACCAAGCUAGGUAUACCAACCGGCGUACCUAACCUAUAACUACGAAGCCAAGUCAACGCAACACUGGCGUGUAGAACGCGAGGUCAUCAAGGAAUGCUGAAUCAUUGAGAAGAUCGGAUAUUUCAUUCAUCCGACGGAUACAUAACCCACGUGUCUUGAUCGUUUAUGGACUACCGAUUGGAUUCACUGCCGGAUCGAUAUUUAUUGACGGGAUAUUCACGCGAUCGAUACUGUAGUUAGUAGUGAUUUAAUAUUGUGUUAAAGUGUCGGUGCUGUGUUUUGAACAAUGUCGUAACUUCUUGCGGCAGUGAUCGAAAAAAAUGGAGAGUCGAUUAGAUACGGACGCUUGGCUUUGCUACCGAUCUAGGAGACGUUUAUCUUAUAGUGAACUAGUGCAGUAGAGAAACAGAUAGAGGAAGAGAGAGAUCAGUGUGGAAGUCACGUUCCGAUCGUGAAGUCGUUCCGUACGACUUGUGUUAUACUCGUGAUUAUCGAUUCGGUUGGUACGGCUGAUUUUGUGGCCGUCGGAACGUCUUUUGAAAAAUGGCUGGAUGGCAGGCGUCUCGUUUGAAACGAAGGAGUGAGAAGUUGGAUGGCCGGAAGUGUCUUUGAAGACGUGGGCGGGAGAACCAGUUAGACGGUGUAUCGUGGAUAAGUGUACCAGUGCUGUAGGAAGAGAAUUCUUCAUGUUUAUAAAUGAGUGGCGUGUAUAAAAUAUGGCGACUUAGUGAGCGGUCGAUUUCAUUUAUUCUCACGGAAUAACCUAGCGAGUGUCACUUCUUGAACAGAUUCAUCGCGUCCCUGAGAAUAUCGCUUGGCAAAGAUCCUGAAGAUCAAACCCGUGAACCUUUUGUGUAUUUACGUAUUCGUGACUCACGCGGAUUCCUAUGGGAAUGGUGUGUCUUCGUGUUUCUUAGUGUUUUUUUACCUUUUUUUUUGUUUUCUUUAUUUCUCCUCGUGUCGUGUACGGGUGGCUGUCUGGCGCUGUUUACGCAUCAUGAACCAAAGUGCAGUUCUAUUUACAGUGCAUUAGUGCGUCGCGUAACUUAUAGCAAAAUUUUAAUGGACGCUUCUCGUAAUCAUAACGGUAUCCAUCAUGGCGGACGAUGAUACAAUACUCCAGUUUCCAACAGGAACAUCAUGAUUCUCGCUAGAGUGUUAAUCGAGCAUAUGAUGCUGGAAGCUGUACGACCUUCACUCGUGCGUUACGUGCCACGUCACGGACUAUUUAUAUAUAUAUAUCCAAAAAGCCGGUAGUAACCAAGAAACUGAAACUGAAAGAUGGCGGGUGAAAGAAAAAGAAUAACGUGAUGUCAGGAUGAAGGCGAAAAUUGCUCCUAAAGAACUGGAAGAACUUUUCAGUGAGGGCGCAAGAUUUCGCGACACCUCACAGCAGAUACACAAGCAAUGGCAAGCGGAUCCUGCACGAGCGUUUCCGACUGUGGGAAGUGUCGCGGGUGGUUCAACCUCGCCCAGUGGUUUACUGGGCCCGGGGGAUGCGUCCACGCCGAAUUCAACCCCUAGCCCAAGUCCCAGUCCGACAAACAGUCAACAAGUCACGCACAACAGCUACGACUCUCAGUCGAAGAAUUCCAAUACGAUGGCCAGAGGGAAGCAGACCCAACCGAUAAGCACCACGCCACCGCGGACGCCUGGCGUCGGUGCUGACGCUACCGGCACCGGAAGCGGUAAGGGCGGAUGCGUCAGUGAAGUUAUGGAAUUGUGUUACGUGACGGAAAGGAUCAUUGCUCUCUGGUACCGGGAAGAUGCUCAGGGUGUCCUGGAGCAUGCGACGAACCUUCUUCGAGGGAAGCACGCUAAUAAUUACAUGAUCUUCAAUCUGUCGUCUCCUGGGAGAACUUCUGAACCUAACACUAGGGAGGCAGGAUGGCCCCAGGGUCUUGCACCGAGUCUGGAGAGACUCUGCGCCCUCUGCAAGGAAUUGGACUCCUGGUUGAACGCUGCGCCCAAUAGGGUGGUCGUCCUCCAUGCUAGAGGCAGCAAAGAACGUCUCGGGGUCGCCGUGUCUGCCUACAUGAACUACAGCAGCAUCUGCGGAGGUCGUGAUCAGGCUCUUGAUAGAUUCGCCAUGAGAAGGUUCCUGGACGAUAAAAUCGGUCCGCUUCACGUUCCGUCCCAUCGGAGAUACAUCGAAUACUUCAGUGGCCUCUUAUCGGGUUCCCUGAGGAUCAGCCCUUCUCCACUCUAUCUCACGCAUCUCACUGUACUGGGCGUUCCAUUGUUCGAGCCUACAGGCUGUCGGGCCUUUCUUAAGGUUUACGAGGGACUCACGCCCGUCUACACCUCGGAUCUAUAUUCCGUGACGAAUGCACGCGAAUUCACAGUCAAUCUCGGCGGUUUGAGAUUACGCGGUGACAUUCUUGUCAAGUGUUAUCAUCGGGUCUACUCCAAGCAGAGUCGGGAGGUUAUGUUUUCCCUGCAGUUUCACACCUGCGUUAUCACUGAGAACGUGGUAUCGUUCCCGCGAUCUGAAUUGGACGUCGCCUGCGACGAUCCACGGUGUCCGACUGACAGCGUUGUCACCUUGUACUUUGCUACCGACGCCAGGCGUCAGGACGGUCCGGUACCAGCGCCUACGCCAGCAGUGCCUCAUGCCUCUGCCCAUCACGAUCCCAUACUCCAUUGGGAUAGUUACACGAAUCUCGAGAUAAGCGACGAUGAAGGUCGUGAGACUCCACUCUCACCGCCGCCGCCAUCAAGCUCUUCGCUCCAGACGUCCCCACGUGGCUUGGGGUACACCUGCGGUCCUAUAGAUGGCUCCCUAUACGCAGUGGUGCAUCAGGGUGCUGGUGGAGGUGCUCGGGGCUCACCACUGACAGUUUCCAUGGACAGUGGCAUAAGCAGUGCGCCACCGCAGCGUCCAAGUCCACCGGAGCCAGAACCGGAAACUCAGGCCCACGGUGAUCUCGACAAGCUUCUUUAUGACAUGAUGCUGACCGUAGAGUCCAUGCCCGAUCCACCGGCCGACGACUACAGAGCCGAGAAGAGCGAGAAGAUGUACAUACAGGAGUCCUCGAGGUCCUAUGGGAAUUCAGUUGGCAACACUGGAACGCAUCCUUCGAAUUACCUGAAGGACUCGUACAGGAGUUACAGUCAGAAGGAAGCCAGUCCCCCUUACAGUUCAGCGAGCAAUUACAGCACCUUGAAGAACGACUACAGCAGGGAUCCAUUGACCAUCAGGAAGGAGACCGUCGAGAGGCGCGAGGAGAUCAGAACUUUCGACGUCAACUUCCGGAAGUCACCCGACAGGAAAAUCGAAACGGAGUCUUACAGGAAGAACGUCGACUCCUUCUCGCCGCCAUUGAACAUCGAUUACAUCGACGAGGACAUACCUUAUCACGCGAGACAGACCAGUCAGCCCUUCACAUACGGUGCUACGUCUGAUAUGAUCAAGCAUCAAAAACUCUCAUCGCCCUCGUUAGUUAGGAAAGCUUCUGUGAGGGGCGCAGCACCUGUCGUCGACCUCGACGACAUCCUCGGGGAGUCCACCAGGAGACCCACCAGUCCUCUGAGUCCCAACACGCCAGAUCCGCCACCGGAAUUUGCAAAUGGUCCUGCGAAGAAUAACGGGGAACACGCGGACGGCUUGUCUUGGCUGCGGCAACAGCAGCUCAAGUUGGCAGCCCGCAGAGACGAAAGGAGUCCGGGUAAACAAUGGCGCCAGGAAUCCGGGAACCGCGUAAUUGGCGAACUUAGAAGUCUUCAACGUGGACGUCUACGGCAUGACGGGUACGCUAGCGACUCGGCUGUCUUGGACGAUGACGAUGACACCUGGACACCAAGUUCCAUUACGGCUCAGACAACAAGAGCGGCACCGUAUACGUCUGCGCCGGCCAGUCCGUUGCUGCCGCAAAGAUCCAGCAGCCGUAAGUACAAUGGUGCCGGAAGUGGACCUUUGACUGGAAGACCACGUGCAGAGUCCGUGAACGAACGACCCUUCGUGUCGGUAAAACGUGGCUACGAGUUCCGGAAGUACAGCGACAGCCAGAGCCCCCCAUCAUCCCCACGCUCGGCAUUAGCAGCAGCACCCUUAGGAUUAGCCCUGCAGCAAACGUUGAACCGGCAUGAGAAGCAACAGCAACAUCAGCAGCAACAACCGCCAAGACCAGAGUCGCGCAGCGACAGCUUCGCACGUGCUGAAUCGAUUCUUCGCGAGCAUAGAAAUGGCAUGAGCAGCAGCAGCAGCAGCCACAACCACAGCAACAACCUGAAUGGCAACCACCUAGCAACGCUCCCACAAUAUUCCCAAGAGUCAUCCAACGCCAUUAGCAACACUGUUAGCAGCAACAGCACCAUUCCUCAGUGUUCACCACCCGCUCGACCAGAGUCCCGAACUCGCAAUACUUUCCAGAAUUACUCCGCGAAGGUCACUGAGACCAAGGACGUGGUUGACGCGGGAUUACUCGCAGUUGUCGAUCAGGACUCCUCAUCGACCAGACAGAAUCCGGCUGAUCCUCUCGUGAGCCUCAUUCAGUCUUUGGCCGAAAUUUCGCCCAUACGCUCUUCAUCCACUAACAAGAGCGACAACCACCUUCACAUCACCUCCAAUGCAACCACAAACAACACCAACAUCGCAACCACUAACAGUUCCCCUAAUCAGUCACCAAAAGCAUGGCAGAGCAGCCAGUCCCAUAAUGAUUCGGUGUCAUCGUGGAAUGAGAGGAGCGUCAGUCCCAGCAGUGCGGGAGUCGGAAAUGCAUCCAGACCUCAAACUCCUGCGUUUCCGGUUCAUCCAAGAACGCCGUACGUAAACAACUCCUCGCCAACUGUUACCUUCGCUGCUGAUCGUACCUACGCUACCUCGAACAAUAUCAAUAACAUGGGAAAUUACGGUACGAACAACAACAAUGACAAUAACGCCGGAAAUACCAAUGGCAACAUUGUCAGUAACGGAAACUAUGGCGGCGAGAGAACAAUCUACAUAGAUGAGCGUAGAGAAAUUUUAAGAGAGACGGGGUUGCCACCCAAGAGUCCGACAACACAGCGACGCUUGAGUUUCCCAGCAAGCGGGCAGCUUAAACAAACCCAUAACAAACGAUGGCCGCUCACUAACCAAUCGGCGUCGUUCGACUAUAGCAAGGACCGACCCGUCUCUCCGAUAGGUGAACUCACAGGCUCCCAAUCUCAAAUAAUUGGCCGCAGUCCAGGCACCCCGACGCAAAUUGAGUUCGCCCAAAGCCCAAAGUCUGUUUUUAAUUUACAGAGCGCAACUUCCUACAGUUCUAUCAACAGUGGUGGCCAAUCUUCGCCCCAGGUUCAAUAUUAUGGAUCACGUAGGUCCAGCGUUCAUUCGAAUACCGAACCUCAGGAAGUUGCUGACGCAAAUGUUAAAUUCGUCCGAGACACCAGCAGGAUCUGGUACAAGCCGAAUAUUUCACGAGAACAAGCCAUUGCCAUGCUGAAGGAUGCAACUCCAGGCACUUUCGUCGUACGCGACAGUAAUUCAUUUCCGGGUGCCUUUGGAUUAGCCUUAAAGGUGGCGACACCACCACCAGGAGCACCCACCAGCCCUAGAGAUCCUUCCAGCGAACUGGUCCGCCAUUUCUUAAUAGAACCGACAACCAGGGGUGUACGACUUAAGGGUUGCGCAAACGAGCCAGUAUUCAGCUCACUGUCUGCUUUGGUUUAUCAACACAGUCUAAUGGCAAUGGCGCUGCCUUGCCAGUUAUUGCUACCGGAACCUGAAGCUGCUGCCAGAGCACUGGAUUCACCAGGUGCCAAUAGCACUCAGCAAUUACUGGCUCAGGGUGCUGCCUGUAAUGUGCUUUACUUAUUCACAAUCGAUACCGAAUCCCUGACUGGACCUCAGGCUAUCAAAAAAGCAAUCACUACGUUAUUCGAACAGAAACCUUUGCCGACUGCAACGAUAGUGCACUUUAAGGUCUCCACCCAAGGCAUCACACUGACCGACAAUGCACGUAAAUUAUUCUUCCGCCGUCAUUAUCCCACGAACAACAUUAGCUACUGCGGUUUGGACCCAGACGAACGUACUUGGGACUUUGUCAGUGAAGAAAAUAGACAAUCACUCAGUGCGCAUCGGUGCUUUGGAUUCGUCGCAAGAAAACCAGCUCACAAGUCGGACAACCAGUGUCACGUAUUCGCCGAGCUCGAACCAGAACAACCAGCUACGGCCAUUGUUAAUUUCGUAAAUAAGGUCAUGAUGGGAAGUGCACUUGUCAAAGCGAAUAUCGUAUAAAAUUUCAAAAAAAUGUCAGUACGUCACCCAGUUCGGUCAUUCCAUUGAGCACUGACUUAGUCAGCGGUUGAUCAUUCAAUGACAGUAGUCAACUGUCAUCGAAUGUGGGACAACCGUGCGAUUUCUCAUGGAGAAACGAUCGCGAGAACUUAAACCCGUUGCUUAGCCAUAUUUGGUAGAUGACAUCAUAAAUAGCAUCAAGAUGGCCGUCGCACGAAUUUCCUUAUAAGGAAGUAAUAAGAUACUGACGUGGGGAGAAAAGUGAAAAUACGAAAUCCGAGUAAACGAAUUAUGCCUUAUUCCUCUGGACGCCUAACGGAUAAUUGCGUGAACUAUGCGUUUAAUCAUUUUGCAUAAUUUGCUCAAUGAUAAAUCCAUAAUUCAGAUCCGCAUGUGUGCCGGCGGUACAGUAACAUUGUAGUUAGACAUUUGGCGAAGUAACUAUAAGCAAAAACGUUAUUGUUAUCGCUAUCACUAUCAUUAUCACUUAACGUAGCUAUUAUUCUACAAAAUAAGGUUCGAGCGAAAAGUUAAUAUGGGCACUUACGCCCGUGCUCCUUUUGACUUAUGAGAUAAAGGAAAUAAAAAUCGCGAUGACCUUAGAGUAGCACGCAGGAGAAAUAAAAUAAGUAACCAGGGUUCGAAAGCCUUAAACGAGCGGACGUCAUUAGUAUUCUCGAGCCAGCCUAUAUCAAUAGAUUUUAUUCGAGAUAUAUGAUAUAAACAGAAAUAUAUAUAUAGAUCCGAGAGAGAAAGAGAAAAAAUGUGACGUUAUACCUGGGUCUAAAAAAAAGUAUAAUGAGAAACAGAGAAUACUAUAUCGUUAUUAUUAUUAUUAUUACUAGUACUAUUACUAUUAUUAUUAUUAUCAUUAUUAUUAUCAUUAAUAUUGUCAUUAUUAUUAAUCUUAUCGUACCUAUCGAUGUAUGAAAGAAUGUUCAUAACUGUACAUAACACUAAUUAAGUUCCAAUUAACCGGCGAGGCCCAGCAACUACAAAACUGCGUAGACCGAGGAAAAGAAUCAAAGAGAGAUUGCGAAAGUGAGGUACACGGAGAAUAGAUAAAAAGAAGAGAUAUUGAAACGCGUACAGAGGGUUAUCGAUUGAAGUAAAAUAUGCAACGAGCUAACCAUAGCCAAGCCAUGCACGGUCAUAUUACAUAAACCCCAUUAUGUUCUUGCCAUUUUUCGUCGCUCGUUCUCGCAAUUACUUUUGUUAAUUACCGUUAGUCGCAUCACGGCGCCACCGUCCAGGAAAUGGCGUAGGACGAACGCUUUUGAUAUUCGAGCGAAUGGUCAAUGGCGUUUGUCGGUAUGAACCACGAACGCAGUCAAUUAUUACGAAAAACGAAAAUGACAAUAUUGAGUGACAAUGUUUCCUUGAGUUUCUCAUUAUCUUUCAUUUUUUUUUUUUCUUCGCUCCUUCGUGGUCCGUUCUUGGGUCAUCCCUCUUCCUUUUGCUGUUGGCAGUUGCAACUACGCACUGUCAUAUGGUCGAUACCUAUCUAAAAGACACUCUGUUACGUUCUGUUCUGGCCUUUUCUUUGUCUUCCUCUUCUUGCGUCCUACGUGCCGAUUGAAUGGCGACGUAUGAAGGGACGAAGAAGCGAACGCUGCACGUGCUAGUCAAAAUUCAUGCUGCUCCGUAACGAGGGUUGGUUAUCGAGGAGGGCUAUUUGAAAUGAUAAUUUAUACGUGUUAAAAUACUUAUGGCAGUGAAUUCAUUGCUUACACGGACCGACCAUUCUUGCGAAUAGUUAGCUAACGCCGAUUUGGAAUUGUAUCUUUCCUGUUUUCUUUUCUUUUUUUUUUCUACGAUUAGGGUAAUGUAAUUUUUAUCGGUCGAUCAUGACUAACACUGUCGUCCUUGUCUUUGUUAAUUUAACGUCAGUCACUAUUAAUAAUUUUAAGAACGAAGAAAACGAAAAACCCCUUUACUCCCUACGUUUACGCAAUCAGUGUAUAUCGUUGUAUACCGCGCAGGUAUUAGAGUUGAAACAAUAAACGAUAUUUACUGCGUA
Molecule: messenger RNA, 8421 nt
Organism: Cephus cinctus (wheat stem sawfly)
Lineage: Eukaryota; Metazoa; Arthropoda; Insecta; Hymenoptera; Cephidae
Gene: by
Product: tensin
Exons: 21
Coding region: 1503-6401 (1632 amino acids)
Molecular function (GO): protein binding
Source: RefSeq, a predicted model, not a curated record